Molecule: messenger RNA, 1887 nt
Organism: Nicotiana tabacum (common tobacco)
Lineage: Eukaryota; Viridiplantae; Streptophyta; Magnoliopsida; Solanales; Solanaceae
Molecular function (GO): phosphatidic acid binding
Source: RefSeq, a predicted model, not a curated record
UUAUGUUUCAACUAACUGCUCCUUUUUCUUCUUCGUGUGAACAAUUCCAUCUUCUCGGAUCUCUAAUCAACAAUAAAUUAAUCUACGGAAGAAUCUAGAAAUUAAUUACCACAAACAAUGUCUUACUACCCGAAAGGCCACCGCGACAGUGACGAUGUCCCUGAGUUUGACGAGUAUGAUCACACUCCCUAUGGUGGUGGGUACGAUAUUUCAUUGACAUACGGCCGACCGAUUCCGCCUUCAGAGGAAACUUGCUAUCCUCCGACGUCGUCCGCCUCCGACGAUUUUGACUAUGAUCGCCCCCAUUACUCUUCCUCUGCAGAGCCAUCUGCCUAUGCUGAUGAAGCUCUGGAUAAUGAGUACCAGAGCUAUUCCAAGCCCAAGACCAAGCCUCGCCCAUCUAAGGACGGGGAUGACGAAAAUGAGAAGCCUCGGCGCAACCCCGGAAUGAAUCGUCCUAGCGAUGGUGGGAGUGGAAUUGAAUCUGAUGAAACCGGGUAUGGAAGCCGGACUGAGUACGAGAAACCCAAAAAGGGAUAUGGACGUAAGAGCGACGAGGAUGAGGAGCCCAAAUCCGAAUAUGGAUCAGGAUAUGGACGGAAGAGUGAGCCAGAUUCAGAAUAUGGAUCAGGUUAUGGGCGGAAGAGUGAAUACGAGAAGCCAAGUUCCGAUUACGGAUCUGCUGGGUAUGGGAGGAAGAGUAAAUAUGAUGAAGAACCUACAUCCGAGUAUGGAUCAAGUUAUGGAAGGAAAAGUGAGAAUGAGGAGAAAAGUUCGGAAUACGGGUCUGGUUAUGGACGAAAAACUGACUCUGAUGAGUAUGGAUCAAGGCACGGUAAGAAAAGUGAAUAUGGGUCUGGUUACGGAGGAAAGACCGAUUCUGAUGAAUAUGGAUCAGGGUAUACAAGGAAAAGUGAGUAUGAAGAGAAAAGUUCAGAAUAUGGCUCCGGUUAUGGACGAAAAACUGAUUCUGAUGAGUAUGGGUCAGGAUAUCGAAAAACAAGUGAUUACGAGGCGAAAAGCUCGGAAUAUGGAUCUGGUUAUGGACAAAAGACGGACUCUGAUGAGUACGGGUCUAGUGGAUACGGGAGUAAACCCGCAUCAGGGUAUGGAAGGAAAAGUGAAUACGAGGAGAAGAAUUCGGAAUACGGGUCUGGUUACAGACGAAAGACCGAUUUGGAUGAAAAUGAAUCUGGUGGAUAUGGGAGUAAAACCGCAUCCGGGUAUGGAUCAGGGUACAGAAGAAAAAGUGAUGAUGAUGAGGAGAAAAACUCAGAAUAUGGGUCGGCAUAUGGGCGAAAGACCGACUCUGAUGAAUAUGGAUCUAGUGGAUACGGGAAGAAGAAAAACUACGGGGAGGAAGAGGACAGUGGGUAUGGUUAUGGAGGAAAAUCAACUAGUUAUGGCCGUUCAAGCUACGAGACAACAGAGAGCGAAGGGUACGGGAGGUCAACAAUUGAGAGGCCUAGUUAUGGAAGGUCCGAGGAAGAGGACUACAAGAAGCCUAGUUAUGGGAGGCGUGACGAUGAUGAUGAAGGCUAUGGUCGCAAGAAAUAUGGUGAUGAUGAUGAUGCCUCCGGGGAUGACGAAGAGAAGAAACAUCGCAAUAAGCAGCGCCACCAUCGCAAACACUCCGAUGAUUGAGUAGAGUGCUUCUGUCACCUGCUCCAUAUUCAUCCUUUGUUAGAAAUUAUAGUAGUAGUAAAUAAAAGUUGGCAUCUAUUCAUAGUGUUUCGUUCUAUUGCAAACACUGACCAUUAAGUAGAGUGCUUUUGUCAUGUGCUCAAGAUUCAUGCCAUUUUACUAGUUAAUGAGUAGUAAAUAAAAUUUAUCUAUGUAUUCAGUGUUUUGUAUGUUGGGAGAAGGAAAUGUUGGCAGUUAUCUGUA